Messenger RNA from Fulmarus glacialis (Northern fulmar), 1140 nucleotides. It is a transcript of the gene NEU2, whose product is annotated as sialidase 2 (cytosolic sialidase). Gene Ontology annotation, biological process: oligosaccharide catabolic process; ganglioside catabolic process. The transcript has 2 exons. The record is from RefSeq and is a predicted model, not a curated record. Gene Ontology annotation, cellular component: membrane; cytoplasm; lysosome. Gene Ontology annotation, molecular function: exo-alpha-sialidase activity. Lineage: Eukaryota; Metazoa; Chordata; Aves; Procellariiformes; Procellariidae. Bases 1 to 1140 code for a protein of 379 amino acids.
AUGGCUUCAUUUCCUGUCUUGAAGCAAGAGACGUUGUUCCAGAAUGGUAGCUGGAGCUAUCGAAUUCCAGCCCUGCUCUACCUGCCGCGUUUCAGCAUCAUCCUGGCAUUUGCUGAGGAACGAGAGGAUGUGGUGGAUGAACAUGCCAAGCUAAUAGCGAUGCGCAGAGGCGUGUAUGACCCAACCACGCACCAUGUUCAGUGGAAUAGCAUGAAGACCAUUGUCAGUGCGCAGCUGAAAGACCACCGAUCUAUGAACCCCUGUCCUGUUUAUGAUGAGGUCUCAGGGAAGCUGAUCUUGUUCUUCAUAGCCGUCCCAGGAAAGAUCUCUGAGCAGCAUCAGCUCAGAACAAAGAUCAACCUGGUACGUCUCUGCUAUGUCACUAGCAUGGACCAAGGACGCACCUGGAGCACUGCCCAGGAUGUCACCGAUGAUGCCAUUAGCACUGAGUACAAGAACUGGGCCACUUUUGCAGUGGGGCCUGGUCAUGGAUUACAGUUGCUCAACGAGGCCCGGAGCCUUGUGAUUCCUGCCUAUGCCUAUCGUAUCUUGGACCCUAAGCAACACCCCACCCCUCAUGCCUUCUGCUUCAUCAGCUCUGACCACGGGACAACGUGGGAGAUGGGGAACUUCGUGGGGGAGGAGAGUGCAGUGGAGUGCCAGGUAGCAGAGGUGCACACCUGUGGCAGGAAGGUCCUCUACUGCAAUGCAAGGAGCGGCAGGGGAGCCAGAAUCCAGGCUGUCAGCUACAACCACGGGGUGGACUUUGAGGGAGGCCAGCGGGUUGAAAUGCUAGUAGAACCUCCCUCUGGAUGUCAUGGAAGUGUUACUGCCUUCCCACCUCCCCCUGAUGCCAGAUGCCAAGAUAGUUGGUUGCUCUACACUCAUCCUACAGACCCAAAGGGUCGAAGAGAUUUAGGAGUUUACCUCAACAAAAGCCCUUUAAAUCCAGCACACUGGACAAAACCAAGCAUCCUCUUCAAGGGCCUGUGUGCUUAUUCGGAUCUGCAGUACAUGGGUGUUGGGCCAGAUGGCUCACCCUUGUUCUCAUGCCUCUUUGAAUAUGGGACCCACCAACAAUGUGAAGAGAUAAUCUUUGUAAUGUUCACUUUGAAGCAAGCCUUUCCAUCAGAGUGCUGA